AUGUUGCAACGAGGCAGCGACGGAAGUGGCGCCUAUUCCGCGCCCGACAGCAACCGGUCAGCGUGGCAGAGCGCUCACUACGCGCUACGACGACUUCUUCAUCACACUGUGGCGUUGCUCGGGGUCCUCGGCAGUGGUGGGGAUGGUGAGCGAGACGUGUGUCGCGGCGCCAGUGAUGCUAUUCACAUAACUGCCAGCAGCAGCGUUUCGCGACUUGAAAUGGCCCAGCGGAUGGUGGCGCAUAUCAUGGAAGCAGCGGGGAGGGCCCGUGGCGUUGUGCUCUCGGUCCACGACGGCGCGCUCUCAGCGGGGGAUGCGAGUAACGCUGGCGGCGAUAGUGCAGCAGGGGACCUCGGGUGGCAGCUCGGCACAGUGGAUGGGGUGCUCUCCGGUUGUGAUGCAGCUGCAACCCAGCUGCUCAAACAGUUACAGCACCACCCGACAGACCCGCAGCAGUAG
This is a messenger RNA of Trypanosoma grayi, 459 nucleotides long. RefSeq lists its product as hypothetical. The record is from RefSeq and is a predicted model, not a curated record. The coding region runs from base 1 to 459 and encodes 152 amino acids. Lineage: Eukaryota; Euglenozoa; Kinetoplastea; Trypanosomatida; Trypanosomatidae. The transcript has a single exon.